This is a messenger RNA of Sitophilus oryzae (rice weevil), 701 nucleotides long. RefSeq names its product cuticle protein 67-like. The transcript has 2 exons. The record is from RefSeq and is a predicted model, not a curated record. NCBI's taxonomy places the organism in Eukaryota, Metazoa, Arthropoda, Insecta, Coleoptera, Curculionidae. The coding region runs from base 110 to 619 and encodes 169 amino acids.
UAUAAAAUGCAGGCGUGGUCCUCAUUCAAGUAUCAGUUGAUCAUCAACCAUCGAAAUACAGUUCUUCGGUCCUUUUUUGAGGUCUUUUCAAGAAACAACAACACUUAAAAUGGCAUCCAAAUUCUUGAUCUUAUGCGCCACUUUGGCUUAUGCCAACGCUGGAUUCCUAGCUCCGGCUCUCAGCUACAAUGCCGGCCCAGCACUAGCUUACAGUGCCCCAGCUGCAUACCCACUAUCAUAUUCCGCGCCCGCCAUCACCUCCCAAUCUUCCAACAUCUACCGCAGUGCAGGAAAUCUUGGUCAAAUCUCCACUUACUCCAAGUCCAUCGAUACUCCAUUCUCCAGUGUUAGGAAAGCCGACGUCAGAAUCUCCAACCCCGGAUUGAAGGUUGCCUCUGGACCAAUUUUGGCUUACAACGCACCUGCUGCUUAUGCUGCACCAGCCGCUUAUGCUGCACCAGCCGCUUAUGCUGCACCAGCCGCUUAUGCUGCUCAAGCAGCAUAUGCCGCUCCAGCUCCUUAUGCUGCGCACGCUCCUCUUUUGGGAGUAGCUUACUCAGCUGCGCCAGCUGUUGCCCACGUUACCUUCGAUUCUGGUUUAGCCCACUACGCUUGGUAGAAACUGACUGUUUUUUUUUGACUGUUGUUAAUUUAAAUAUGGACUGUAUUUAUUUUUAUUUAUUUAAUAAAACAUAUCUGAA